Funneliformis caledonium is the source of this 201-nucleotide messenger RNA. The record is from the annotation of a GenBank genome assembly. NCBI's taxonomy places the organism in Eukaryota, Fungi, Glomeromycota, Glomeromycetes, Glomerales, Glomeraceae.
AUGGUAAUUUCUACCCGACAAAAAUUGGUUCUAAAAAUAUUUGAUGCUGAUGCCUAUGAUGCCUAUGAUGAAACUAUAAUACGUAUAUCGAAAUCCUUUCGAUGGAUGGAAAAUUUGUGCUUCAAAGAAUAUUUGGUGAAUGGAAAGGGUGAUGUUGAUAAAGGAGAAAAACUGCCAAUUUUAGAUUCAUCCGAAAAAUAG